AUGGCUUCUCUCUGGCGACCAUUCCGGCUCCUGCCUCCGUUGCAGUCGACCUUCUCACAACCCUUCGGUCUCCGCGCCUGCACACCACUCCAGUCACGGCUUCUACAUUCGUCGCCCAUUCUCGCUGUGCGCAAACCUUCCAAGGCCGUAGUCAAGCCACUCAUUGCCUCUGCAACUACUCGCAAGAAGCAACGCAAAGACGCCCUGGCCGAAGAGCAGCAAGAUUACAUCCACAUACCUUUCGAGACCCACUCGCCGAAGACGGCCCCUUCCACUCCUGCAACACACACGCCGCGUACAUCCAGGCCCUCAGCUCCUGCUACAACGAUACAGCAACCUUUGGUGAAUCGGCAUGUACAACCACAACAGCCCGUUGUCGAAGAACCAUUGGAAGUCUACGCGCCUCCUCCGUCUCCUCUGAAGCCUACUUUCGAAUACGUACCCGGCGGCCGCACUGGUGUCCACGCUUCCCUCCGAGAACUUGACAGUGCCGAGUCCCCUACCUUGAUUUACGAAGCCACAAAAGCUCGCUCAUACAUUGCUUGGUGUAUCUUUGCUAGUUUCUUCCUUGGCUGUAUAGCUGCCAUGCAAAUCGGCUUCUUCACCACCGAUCCCUCAAAGAGCGAUAUCCGCAUCGCCAGUGUCUUCCUCCUCACUGCUUUGAUGUGGGCUAUCCUUUCCUCAUGGGCCGCCUGGGGUGCUACCGAUGUCAUCAAGCGUAUCUAUACUAUUCCCACUGGCACCGGAAGGCCGCUAUUGCGCAUCGAGCCCGUCCGUCUCUGGGCCGGCAAGCGUCCAUUGCCCUUCGAAGUCCGCAUUGGUGACGCCUUUUCUAACAAGGGCUUCGAACAGAACAUCGCCAUGUUCAAUGCCACACGAGAUGUGAGACGUCAACCUGGCGUUCUCGAUGCCCUCUUCGAGCCCAUCGGCACACUCUUCUCGUCCAACAUGAAGAUGAUUCAGAGAAAGUCUUCAUUUGCGCAACUGCACAUCAAAACCGGAGGUACAUGGAAGGUCGACCUUCGCGACUGCAAAGCCCUUGAUCAUGGCAAGACAAUGGAUCUUGUGAUUCUCCCCAUGGAGACUAAGCGUGGCUGGUUCGCCUCGCUCUUCCUUCAGGACUAA
This is a messenger RNA of Aureobasidium pullulans EXF-150, 1125 nucleotides long. RefSeq lists its product as uncharacterized. The transcript is spliced from 2 exons. The record is from RefSeq and is a predicted model, not a curated record. NCBI's taxonomy places the organism in Eukaryota, Fungi, Ascomycota, Dothideomycetes, Dothideales, Saccotheciaceae. Bases 1 to 1125 code for a protein of 374 amino acids.